Serendipita indica DSM 11827 is the source of this 1002-nucleotide messenger RNA. The record is from the annotation of a GenBank genome assembly. Lineage: Eukaryota; Fungi; Basidiomycota; Agaricomycetes; Sebacinales; Serendipitaceae.
AUGAAGACCGCAAGUCUUCUUUCCCUAUUCAUCACCUCGACUACACUUGUACACGGUCUCCCGGCCAUUUUCAAUCGACGUCGUGACAUUCCUGCCGUUGCAAACCUUCCCGUUGAUAUACCCGGACUUGGAGGUGCAGCAAACGGAGGUGCACUCGGCCAGCUUGGAGACGUACUCGGAGAUAUACCUGGGCUUGAUCAACUCAAAGCUGGAUUAGGAGCCGGCGCUGCUGGCGCUGGUGCGCCUCAGGCAAAUGAAAACAUUGCUAGCCCAGAGCAAGGAGCAGCCUCGAGUGCUGUAGCCAGUGAAUCUGAGGUUGCUGGUGCAUCCCAGACUGCCGUCGAGACCACUAGUGCCGCUCAAGAGACUGCAACUGGUGAGGCUUCUGUAACCACCACCGCAGUGGAGGGUACCGCCACUGGCUCGGCAAACGAGACUACGACGACAGCCGUCGAGAACAGUGCUAGCGUGAACGGCACAAGUCUUGUGGAGACGAGCACUACCACCGCAGCUGGAGCAGCCGAGACCGGAAAUGCGACUGUCACAGUUACGGUCACCGUCACCGUUACCGCUGGCGCGGAAAAUGCAACGUCCACGAGUGCCGAGGCCUCAGUAACUCCACCAGCCGGUAAAGGACCAGCACCCCCUGGGCCUCCAAAUAUCACGUCUCUCAAAGAGGCCCUGCCGACCUUCCCACCAAUCGCCACCCCACCCGCCGCGACUGCCCCGCCUACGCCUCCUGGCCGCGGUCGUAAUGGAAGGGUUGAGCCCCCUGCUCCAGCAGCCAACGUGACUGCACCUGAACCUCCAGCGGCUGCCGGAAAUGCCACCCCGCCUGCUAAUCCCGGUCGUGGUCGACAAGACGCCCCAGGAAGGGUGGCAAAGGCUGCUCGGCCAAACCCACCAGGAAGGGAGGCCAAGGCUGCCAAACCGAACCCAGGCGGAGGCCGCAAUGCCGCUAACCCUGCGGCUGCGCCAGCCGAUGAAGAAGACGACGUUUGA